AUGGAGUCCAUAAAUGGGACUGAGACAUGGUACAGGAGUCUGCAUGCUGUGCUGAAGGCCCUAAAUGAGACACUCCACAACAGCUUACUCUGCCGACCAGGACCAGGACCUGAACCGGGGUCAGGACCAGACAACCAAACUGAGCAGCGGCAGGCUGUUCCACCCGGCCGUGAUGACAACUCCUACAUGUACAUUCUCUUUGUGAUGUUCCUGUUUGCCGUCACGGUGGGCAGCCUCAUCCUGGGAUAUACCCGCUCCAGGAAAGUGGACAAGCGCAGUGACCCCUACCAUGUGUACAUCAAGAACCGCGUGUCUGUAAUCUGA
Molecule: messenger RNA, 324 nt
Organism: Elephantulus edwardii (Cape elephant shrew)
Lineage: Eukaryota; Metazoa; Chordata; Mammalia; Macroscelidea; Macroscelididae
Gene: KCNE3
Product: potassium voltage-gated channel, Isk-related family, member 3
Exons: 1
Coding region: 1-324 (107 amino acids)
Biological process (GO): regulation of heart rate by cardiac conduction; negative regulation of delayed rectifier potassium channel activity; potassium ion export across plasma membrane
Cellular component (GO): membrane
Molecular function (GO): potassium channel regulator activity; voltage-gated potassium channel activity involved in ventricular cardiac muscle cell action potential repolarization; transmembrane transporter binding
Source: RefSeq, a predicted model, not a curated record